AGUCAUGUCCGAACAUUAGGCCACUCUGAUCGAUGCGUUCACGGCACAUCGCAUAGAAGACGAAGCAGAAGAAGCAAUGGCUGAAAAGGUCAGCUCACCUCCUAUAACAACCUCUCCGCCUCCCUCCGGUGCUCCGGCUGGAGCUGAGAGUGACAAAGCUGGGCCAUCGCCUGGCGAAAAGCCGCAGCCUGACGGCUCAAAGUCCGCUGCGACAAAAGGCGACCCUCCGAAUACCGGUGCACCAGGUCCUGACUCAGCGAAGGCAUCCCCACCACACACCGAUGCAAAAAAACCGGAUGCCAGUGCGGCGAAGCCUGAUCCACAGCAGUUGGGGCCACGUUCCGAUGAAAGCAAGGCGGGCUCCAGUCCUCCGAAGUCUGGCUCUCAACAGCCCGCACCGACAAGGAGCGAUUCUAAACAACCCCAACCCGCAAAGUCUGAUGCCAAGCAGGCCUCACCGCCGAAGAGUGAAGCUGCGAAUGUCAGGGCAGAUGCGCAGACAAACGUCCCGCCGCAACCCGUUUCUGCAAAGCCUUCGGCAUCAGGUCUUGUUCAGCCCAUACCGCCGACCGAUGCAGCGAAGCCUGCAGUUGGAGUCCCCGAGUGCCCAGGCGCGGCCACAGUUAUUGCUGAACCUUCACCGGGUAGCUUCCAGCAAAUGCAGCAAGGUCCGGACUUCCAAAGUAGCAAUCCAGCUGAAAAUGGUUUAAUAGGAGACAGGUUCUGCUUUUUUGUUGUCAUGGGCAUCAUCUUGGCCAUCCCGAUCAUCGCCAUUCCGCUGUUGCUUUCCAGCAAGGGCAGCGACUGGAACGUUACUGCGCCGGCUGAUGGAACCAGUGCGGUCGUGAUCGUUCGCGUAAAUCUAUCCUCCCCUAAGACUCGCAAACGGCUCACAACACCCCAUGCACGCGUCGGCAUCGAGCAAGCUGGCACGUGCACGACACAAACAUCUCGGAAACACCGCAAGGAACGAGGUAUAGUGUGUCACAGCACCCACUGCCUCGCUCUGGCGUCCCUACUUCAGUCAAGACUCAACAGGAUGGUGGACCCAUGCGCAGACUUCUAUAGUUACGUGUGUGGUUCGGGCCUUGGUCACACAUCACCAAUUACUUCAAAGAACGAGUUUGUCGAAAAGCACACCACGAAGCCUGUUCUCGAGAGAGCCAAUCGGGCCAUGCGCCGCGCCUCGAAUUGGGGGAGGAAACUGUAUGUAUCCUGCUUGAAAUUCUCUAAGAGUGCAGAGCAGGAGCUGCACGUCAUCAGAGAUUUCAUGGCGUCUUUGAAACUCGACCUCGGCGGCGUGUCUGAAGACCUUCAUGAAGACCCUCUCGACGGGAUGUUGCAGCUAUCGCUGGUAUACGCGGUUCCCGUCAUCAUUUCGUUAACCGUCGAGAGCAUGGUUUUCGUCCAGGGCAAAUCUAUCCUUCAGCUCAGUCUAAACAAUGAAGACUUCAAGUGGUUCAGGCUGGUAUCCAAAACACGCCAUUCUCAGCUUCAGGUGUACUACCACGAUGUCCUGCGCCUUCAUGGAAUGCCACCUCAAAGUAUAGCAUCGAAAGACUUCAGACAGGGCAUCAUUCCUUUGGAGAAACGAGUCGCAGGCUUCAUUACGAACGAUAUAAAAGAGAAUGCGUCUAACGUGCUCGACGCUGUCGUCAUGAAAGUCCGUGAAUUGAACCGAUUCACUCCUGGCAGCGUGUCUUCAGGUCGUUGGGCACGCCUCGUUGCGAAAGGUAGCAGCCGCCUGUUCGGGGCCGAUGACGCGGUGCUGACCAGCCUCAGCGCCCUACGGCUCGUCGACCUCUUGGUGCGAGCAGCAAGCCCGACCGACGGAAGGAGGCUCGUCGCCGCGCGCCUCUUCGCCGCACUCAUACGCGGCACAUAUCUGGAAUCACGGCUCCGGGGGCCGCUGGCGCACGGAGCAGCGCCAAUCGAAGCGAAGGCCAAGCACCAUUGCCUGCAGAAGGUUUCCCGAGUCAUGAGUGUUCCUCUCCGCAGGCCGUUGUCCCCGAUCCACGUGGAGGCAGUUUCGGCUGCGGAGGCCGUCGGCAACCGCGUACGCACAGCCAUGGCGCGGGAAGCUGGGCUUCGGCGCUGGCUCAGAGGUCGGGAGCUGGAGCACGCUGUGCGGAAGCUUUUCGGAGUGCGUUUCUCAGUGGGCAUUGCUGAAGAUACCUUAACAGCGACCGGAGACCACCGGCAGUACAGAAACCAGGCCAGCCGCUCCGGCGGAUCGUUUGUCCAAACCUGGUUGGAUGCUGCGAUGAGGACUCAACUUACACGCUUGACGCUCAACCAAAGCCGUGGGCGUGACGAGCUGAAUGCGCUUCAUUCGAGGAACGCCAUUUAUUCGGGUAGCACGCAACGACUUGUUGUUCCCACGGCCUUGACCGAGGCUCCAAUUUUCUUCGUUGAAGGACCCGCCUCGUAUAACUACGGCUCCCUCGGACAGGUCAUAGCACAUGAGCUGUUUCACGUCUUCAAUCAACUAUCUUCCAAGGUCGCCACGGACGCUGGUCCUUUGGCAGCGCGGAACGACACAGCGCCCCACUAUUUUCGGCGAAAGAUGGGAUGUCUUCUUGAGUCUUAUAAAAAGGUGGCCCACAACAGUGAACAGCCGUCGACCACUAGAGGAUACGCCUUCCUAGCCGACUUGGUUGGACUGAAGACGGCACACAAGGCGUUCGAUAGCUUGCGACACGAGCGCGGAGUCACUUGUCUGCUCCCCGGAUUGCGCCUCACUCCUGAGCAGCUGUUCUUUGUGGGCCAUUGCGCCCUGCACUGCAGCCUCGCUGCAGACAGCGACGCCUUACGGCAGCGAAUCGACGCCCGCGAACGCUGCCACCUGCCGCUCGCACAAAUGACCGAGUUCGGCCGGUCUUUCAACUGCAAGCGCGGCUCGCCAUUGCGCCCGUUUGCGGAGUGCAGUUUUUAAUAUUUACCCGAGGAACGUCGUUCUGUUUCGAGGAGAGUGUUUCUGAGAGCAUCAAAUCGUUCACAAUUGUUGUAUAAGUUCGCCAUAGUACGUAGUUUCCUGCUGGAAAAUAAUAUAGGGACGCUGGUUUCUGUCCUAUGGGCACUGAUAAAUAGCCUUCAAAUGAACAUAUGCUGGGCCUUUUGGUAAACGGUACUUGCAUGUUCAGCGCAAAAUCCUUCUGCGAAAAAAAAAAGACAGGACGGACAUGUCGUACCUUGUCGGUUCAGUCGUUCUCUUCGCGUUGUGUAAUUUCGCACCGCAUUUUAAACCGUUGUAUUCCAACGAGCCAGCUGCAACGCAAAUCACUAAUCGCGGAAUGUGGCAGGUUUGUUCCGCAAAUUGUUCUGACGUUUUGU
Dermacentor albipictus is the source of this 3333-nucleotide messenger RNA. Its product is annotated as endothelin-converting enzyme 1-like. Lineage: Eukaryota; Metazoa; Arthropoda; Arachnida; Ixodida; Ixodidae. Gene Ontology annotation, molecular function: metalloendopeptidase activity. The record is from RefSeq and is a predicted model, not a curated record. Gene Ontology annotation, cellular component: plasma membrane. Gene Ontology annotation, biological process: protein processing.